UCGAACGAUGCCAAACCAACGUCGAGAGAUAAUAUUCAUUUCCCGAUUUAUCUGCGUCUUCCAACCUCCAUUCGGAACUUGAUAAUGAAGAAGCGCGACUCGUGACGCUCUUUAGUACCUGCGAAUUACAAGCUUAUGACGUCAUCAAGAUCGUGGCACUCGGAGUGUCGCUGUAGCUUAUUCUAAAAGCACUUCCUCCCACUCGACCUAUAGUCUUCAGAGAGGCUGCUGCUACAGUUUGCCCUUAUAGGUCGUCCUCGAAGAGAAGCCUGGCCGAGUGUCACUCUACAGGAACGAAACGGCCGCUAUGGAAGGCAUUAUGGCCUCCAGGUGGUUCUUCAUCACGGUGAUUGUGUCAUGUACCUUAGCUCUGCCAGCGACUUGGUACCAACCCCCGGAUUCUGGUGGCCCGCCCCCUCUCUACGGCACUUUGGACAAUAAGGAGAGCUAUCAAGAUCCUUAUAUGUAUAUGCCCUAUUAUGAGAGCAAAUGGGAGAGCUACAACAACCCCUCGGGCACUGGCGGUCUAUGGAAACGCUCCGUCGACAACUACGCGUUCUACGAGGAUUACAUCCCCGAGGAUUUCCAAGACGCAGACGUCGCCAAGAAAAGGGUGGCUAGGGCCAUUUUCGACACUGCGAAGAUGGUUUACGACACCGACGAAGAAGACGGGGGGGAAUCCGCGAAGUCAGGAGAAAAGGAGGGUAGUAGCAGCAGUAGUAUGGAGCGUAGCAGUAGUAUUAGCAGUAGCAGUAGCAGCAGUGAAGAGGAAGAAGGGAGUGAGGAGUCCGAAGAGUGGAAAAAGUUCGCUGCAGAGAGUGCAGAAGACAAGGAGGGCGGGACAUCUUUCCAGGAGAGUGAAUCUGCAGAAAGUUAUAACAGUAUAAGCGAAGAGCCUAGUGAGGAAGAAGAAGAAGAAAGCGACGAAAGCAAAAGCCAGGAGCCCGAGGAAAGCGAUGAAAGCAAAAGCGAGGAAUCUGAGGAAAGUGAGGAAUCGGAAGAAAGUGAGGAGAGCUUUGAAAGUAAGAGUGAAGAAUCUGAAGAAAGUGAGGAGAGUUUUGAAAGUAAGAGUGAAGAAUCGGAAGAAAGUGAGGAGAGUUUUGAAAGUAAGAGUGAAGAAUCGGAAGAAAGUGAGGAGAGUUUUGAAAGUAGGAGUGAAGAAUCGCAAGAAAGUAAGGAGAGUUUUGAAAGUGGGAGAGAAGAAUCGGAAGAAAGUGAGGAGAGUUUUGAAAGUGGGAGAGAAGAAUCGGAAGAAAGUGAGGAGAGUUUUGAAAGUAGGAGUGAAGAAUCGGAAGAAAGUGAGGAGAGUUUUGAAAACAGUAGUGAAGAAUCAGAAGAAAGCGAGAAAAGCAAGAGUGGAGAAAGCGAGGAAAGCAAGAGUGGAGAUAGCGAGGAAAGCAAGAGUGGAGAAAGCGAGGAAAGCAAGAGUGGAGAAAGCGAGGAAGGCAAGAGUGGAGAAAGCGAGGAAAGCAAUGAAAGCGAAAGCGAGGAAUUCAAUAAAAGCAAAAGUGGGAAAUUUGAAGGAAAAGAAAGUGGCGAAGGUAAAAGUGGAGAAUCUGAAGAGAGUAGCAAUGAAAGCAACAUUAACGACUCAGGGGAAAGCAAGAAAAGCGAGGCUGAAGAAUCGGGGGAAAGCAGUGAGAAAAGUGAAAGUGAGGAUUCUCAAGAAAGCGAGGAGACAUUUAAAAACGACAGUGAGGAACCUGAAAAUGACGAGACGAGUGACGAAAGCAAAACUGAGACAUUUGAAGGAGAUGAGGAAACUUAUCAAAGCAAAACUGAGACAUCAGAAGGAGAUGAGGAAACUUAUCAAAGCAAAACUGAGACAUCAGAAGGAGAUGAGGAAACUUAUCAAAGCAAAACUGAGACAUCAGAAGGAGAUGAGGAAACUUAUCAAAGCAAAACUGAGACAUCAGAAGGAGAUGAGGAAACUUAUCAAAGCAAAACUGAGACAUCAGAAGGAGAUGAGGAACCUCAGGGAAGCAAAAGUGAAGAAUCAGAAGGAACUUGGGCCACUGACGAAGGACAAGGUGAAACAUCUUCCAAGGAAGAAGAUUCAAGUCAGGAAAAAACAGAACCAAGUCAGGAAGAAGGAGGACCAAGCAACGAAGAAGGGAGUGGCGAUGACAAAGGCCAAGAAUCCGAAGACAAGGAGAGCCAAGCUGAGGAAGGAACUGGAGAAGGAGCCGGAUUCCAAAAGGAAAGCCUCGAGGGUGGUGCGGAAUCGCAAGGAGAAACUCCUGAAGAAGGAAAUUCAAAAAGCCAAGAGGGACAGUCGGGAGCUACACAACAAAGUGUGGAGAAUCAGGCUGAAGGUUCUCAAGGACAGGGAGCGAAUGCACAGACUGCAGAGUCUUCUUCUACGGGACAGUCUGCUGACUCUGCAAGUCCGAAAGGACAAUCUGAAGGAGAGGAAAGCGACCAGGGAAGCAACGGAGAACAGGAGGCAACUAGACCGGAAGAACCCGAGGAACAGGGGCAGGAGGGCAGUCAAAAUGCCGAAGGAACUCCAGGUCAAUCUCAAGGUCAAUCUCAAGGUGGUAACGAAGAAGGACAGAAAGAGGAGGCAAGCAAAGCCGAAAAGGGUGGUCAAGGAGAACACGAGCAAAUGAUGAAACAUGAAGGAAAGUCUCCUCCAGGGAAAGGGAAUGGAGGUUCUAGAAACGGACAAGGACAACAAAAUAAGAAUUCACGAGGAAGGAAUAAUUCACACGGAAGGAGAAACAAUGACCGAAACCGUAAUAGGAGACACCGUCGGACGUCGAACAACAGACGAAACUAGAAAUCUAAAGUCUGGAAUCAAAGUCUUGAAUCAAAGUCUGGUAUCAAAGGUUCGAGAUGCAUCGACGACUCAUGAACUGUUAUUUUCCGGAUUCUGUUGUUUUGUAUUGUUGCAGCUUUCAAGCUUCGUGUAGAUUAGGAAAUAUCCAAGAACAAUCAUUUAUAAUAAUCAUUAAGUAUUAUACCAUACAUAUAUUUGUAUGUUUCCUUGGACUUUUUAACAUUUAUUGCACCAUAGAGCAAAAUGGAGCAAUACUGUUUCAUUCUGUAAAUUUUGCAGUAGGAAGGUUAUUCAUGCAUUGUGCAUACAAACGUGCUUUGUUUGCAUUCACAGUUUGUAGCAAUCCUAGGAAUGAAAGCUUCAUCAGUUAAUAGAAGAAGUUGAUUUCAGUCAAAACGUUCAAAUUGAGACACAGCCCAACAGUAAACCUUUUCUCGUGUCAACAAAGGAUUUUUGUUUAUCUUCUUCUUCUUCGGUUGUUCUAGUAUGUCCAAUAUUGUCUAGAAUUCUGAAUGUCAUGUAAUUAUUUUGAUUGUAUAAACAGAUAUAUUAUUCGUAUUGAAAAUCACACUAUCUAGACGCACGUGUAUGUACAAACACACGCACACACACACACACACACAUAUAUAUAUAUAUAUAUAUAUAUAUAUAUAUAUAUAUAUAUAUAUAUAUAUAUAUAUAUAUAUAUAUAUCUGUGUGUGUAUAUGUGCGUGUGUGUGUGUUUGUGUGUUUGUACAUAAGCGUGUGUGUCUGUUUGUUGACAGACUGGAAGUGAAACUCACAUAGUUCUGAGCUUCUGAUGGUGGUCUUUGCUUCUCUGUAAACGGCCAAUUAAUUAUAGAUUAGGUAGUUAUCCUGAUUGGUAAUAACAUGUCAUCGCAAUUAUUUUGUAAACGCAGCAAAAAAUAUGAUAAAAAUAAAUUAGUGGUUGAAAGUUCUCUGCUUAAUUACCUUGACUCAUACCCAGCAGGCCGAGUGACUCAUUGGAUCAGUUUAGUGUAUUCAUUUAUAAAAACAGCCCAUUACCUAGCACAGGUGGCGGCUCUGUCUUCUGAAACAGCCGGGAGGUAAUUUCAGAGAUUAUCGAUAAAGCUCAUACCUCCGCCAUAGUUUUUUUUUUUUUCUUCUUCUUCUUUUUUGAGGUCAAAAUCUUAACGGGCUCUUCCGUUCUUGUGUGGUUUUAUCGCAUGGUUUCGCUCGUUAAAUGUAAAUGCACACAUUAUGAAUUACACGACCUCAUUUCAAUUUUCCUUUUUGACUCGUUUUUGACAGAUUUUUAUUUUUUUCGCAUAUCCAAUCCUCUGAUUUUGGACGCUUUUACUACCUCAUUCCCGGCGUAGCGGAAUUUGUGUUCGUAUAUCCAAUCCUUCGAGAUUUGAAGGUGAAACGGGUGGGUAAUUAACUUUCUUUCACGUCAUUGGGCGCGCGUCAAUCGGUUGAAGCUUGACGCAUUUUACUAUUAGCUAAGUGAACUAAGUUAACAAUGGACAAAAAAAUUCCCACGUAUUCCCAUGAAUAAAAUUCCUACCGAUUUCACGAGCGCCCAGUGGUUUUGCCCAUUUAUUUGGAAGUAGAUAAUUUGGAAAUAAAUUGUGGUCCAUAACAGUUCAUUUCGAAAUUUUGGAUCAUCCAUAUUGGCUGGUAAUGGUCUUCGUCACUUAGUCUUCGUUUAAACCUUUUGAGAAUUGAAGUGAGAAUAUACUGUAAUGAUUUAAUAUUUAAUAUCAUUGACUCGCAUAACGCAUUAGUGAUCUGCACUGAUUUUUCUAAUGCGUC
This is a messenger RNA of Macrobrachium nipponense, 4558 nucleotides long. RefSeq lists its product as uncharacterized. The transcript has 4 exons. Bases 308 to 2782 code for a protein of 824 amino acids. Lineage: Eukaryota; Metazoa; Arthropoda; Malacostraca; Decapoda; Palaemonidae. The record is from RefSeq and is a predicted model, not a curated record.